AAAUUUGCAUUAUUUUUAGUUGAAAUUAACCUUAUUUAAAAUGAAACUUAAACAACAACAACAACAAUAAAUGCAAACAUUGAGCACCGCCAAAAAGGACAACUACAUGCCUUGCGCAAUGAAUCAUGCUUUAGGAUAACUUACCAAGAAGUUGUAACCAGUGUUUGCAAUGAGAUCUUUCAUGGACUUCACAUCACAAGUUGUAAUGGCACUGGCCCUGAGGUUGCUGCUCUUGGUAUAUGGGGAAUGGCAGGACCGUACAAUGGCAGUCAAGUUCACAGAUAUUGAUUAUCAUGUCUUCAGUGAUGCUGCUAAGUUUGUAGAUCAGGGUAUGUCACCAUAUCAACGGGCAACAUACAGAUAUACCCCACUACUAGCUUGGAUGCUGCAGCCAAAUAUCUACAUUUCGUCGUCAUUUGGCAAAAUCGUCUUCAUCUUACUUGAUGUGUUCACAGGGUAUUUAAUAUAUACAGUCCUAAAAAUGAGGGGAGUAAAUGAUAAAACUGCAAACAUUUGUGCAGCCAUUUGGCUACUAAAUCCUCUACCAAUGACAGUCUCUAGUCGAGGAAAUGCAGAAUCAGUCAUGUCAUGUUUGGUGCUUUUAUGCCUCUAUUUUAUAUACAAAGGCCAAGUAAUGUGGACUGCUAUAGUCUACGCAAUAGCUGUGCAUUUUAAGAUAUAUCCUGUUAUUUAUGCGUUGCCGAUAUACCUAUGGCUUGGAAACAGUGAGGGACAUUUACAAGUGAGUGGUUGGAAGGGAAUGUUAAUAUUUGGGCUUCCAAACAAGGGGAGAUGCAAGUUUGUUAUGACUACUGCAACUGUACUGGCAGCUCUUACAUGGAUUUGCUAUCGUCUUUAUGGCUGGGAGUUCAUCGAGCACACAUACCUGUACCACAUCACACGACGAGACAUCAAGCACAACUUCUCCCCGUAUUUUUACGAGCUGUAUCUGCAGACAGCGUUUGGUGAUUCUACCAUGAUUGGCAUCGCAUGCUUUAUACCCCAGGUCAUCCUACUUUUGACUUUCUCUGUGAUUUUCUAUCGAGAACCAGCACUUGUGUUCCUGCUCAAUACAUUCUCCUUUGUGACCUUCAACAAAGUUUGCACAUCACAGUAUUUUCUGUGGUAUCUCUGCCUGCUGCCGCUCAUUCUGCCCAUGUUGACCGGCAUUACAAGGCUGAAAGCUGUUGCCAUGGUAACAUUAUGGUUCGCAGGACAGGGCAUAUGGCUGCUUCCAGCCUACUUGUUAGAGUUUGAAGGAAUGAACACGUUCCUCUACAUCUGGGCAGCCGGGCUGGCGUUCUUCCUCAUAAACUGCUACAUCAUGCACACAAUCAUGGCCUGCUACAGACCUCUUACCCCACCCACUCUGUCCAAACAGUCUACAACACAGUCCUUGAAUUGGACAAAAUGGAAUACAAGAGACUGUGAUUCAAAAACUGAAACUGUUCAGUCAAUAGAUAGUGUAAAAACUGUGACUAGAAAAACAGCUUCUACAGAUUCAAAAUCAAUGAAAAUAAUGCCAAAGAAUAGACAAGUGGUUGAUAAUAUUGAUAGUCCUGGUGUUAAAACUAGAAGUAGGUCAAAACCAAGAUCUGUGAAAUGACUUCUAUUAUUGAAAUAUCCAUGACAAAUAUUUCUGAUAUUCAUUUUAUAUCAUGCAAAGGCAAUAUCUGAGUUUUACAUACAUUUUGAAAUUGUUUUCUAAAACUUGCAAUUACAAAUAGUUCUAUGGAGAACUUAAAAUAAGUUAUAGAUAAGAUUUUCCUGGUAAUUAUAAAUCAUGUUUGAUGCCAACUAAUUAUUUAUUAUAGACACAAGUUAACAUCUACAGGUUAGAUUUUUACAUAACCAAUUAAGUGAGAUGUUUCAAUAAUGAUUGAAUAUUACAUCACACAGUUUAGCUGUUACUUUCAAAUAGUAUUAAUUAGGCAAACUGCAACUUCCUUUAUUUCAAACGUGUUUAGAUAAUCAUUUCAUAAACAUAUAUAAAUAAACUGGGACAGCCUGCAUCAAAUUAGAUAUAUUUAAUAACGAAACAUUAUACAAAAUUAAUAUUAGCUUCAUCCUAAAAACCAAAAUGAAAACCAGUUCUAUAUCUUUAUAGAAAUGUGUUGAUAUCUUCUCUGUUAAAACAUUAUUUUGGCACUGUUUUACAUUCAUCGAAAAAAAGAUAAAUCCCUACAGGUUAUAAUGUCAAGCCUUUAAAAACAUUUUACUUCCCUGCUCGAUCAUCAUUGCCAGAAAUAGUUCCAUAGACUUCAAAUCUUUACCAAGGUGAACACAGGAAAAGCUCUAAAGCCUCCGGGAUUCAUUGAUAGCAAUCAAAUGGGCAGCAAAAUAUAAGCAAACUUAUAUUUUGACAUGCCAGACUAAUAGAAUGUAAAACCCUCUCAAAUUUUAAGAUGAAUCUUUUAUCAAGAGUAAUGUUUAGCUCACCUGAGCACAAGAUGCCAAACCUUACUCACAAUAACUUUAGUUAUGAUCUAGCGUGUGAUUUCAUUUGGAGCCAGUACAGACAAGGUAACUGUUACUUAAGACUGUGUUUCAGUUUGAUAUCUUCAGUUUGGCUAGACGCAUUGUGUUUUAAUUUGGAAUUGUGUAUGUUCUACAGUAGGUAGCUUAGUAGUGCUGUUAUUUUUUGUGCAUGAUGCUAAGAUGCAGAAUUUGCUCUCGAACUAAUUAAAUUCAUGUUAUAUAAUU
Messenger RNA from Dreissena polymorpha, 2703 nucleotides. RefSeq names its product GPI mannosyltransferase 1-like. Bases 170 to 1606 code for a protein of 478 amino acids. NCBI's taxonomy places the organism in Eukaryota, Metazoa, Mollusca, Bivalvia, Myida, Dreissenidae. The record is from RefSeq and is a predicted model, not a curated record. Gene Ontology annotation, cellular component: membrane; glycosylphosphatidylinositol-mannosyltransferase I complex. The transcript has 7 exons. Gene Ontology annotation, molecular function: GPI mannosyltransferase activity; alpha-1,4-mannosyltransferase activity. Gene Ontology annotation, biological process: GPI anchor biosynthetic process.